Molecule: messenger RNA, 1539 nt
Organism: Notothenia coriiceps (black rockcod)
Lineage: Eukaryota; Metazoa; Chordata; Actinopteri; Perciformes; Nototheniidae
Gene: ascl1a
Product: achaete-scute family bHLH transcription factor 1a
Exons: 2
Coding region: 104-718 (204 amino acids)
Biological process (GO): neuron differentiation; positive regulation of transcription by RNA polymerase II; regulation of neurogenesis
Cellular component (GO): RNA polymerase II transcription regulator complex
Molecular function (GO): DNA-binding transcription factor activity, RNA polymerase II-specific; protein dimerization activity; RNA polymerase II transcription regulatory region sequence-specific DNA binding
Source: RefSeq, a predicted model, not a curated record
GCAUCAUCCCAGAGGACUGCCCCCACUGAAACAAGCACACGUCAACACGUGAACGGCACGAGCGGGACGCACCUCCUCAAGACUUGCUGAAUCUUUUUUAUUUAUGUUUUUACUGGGAAUGGACUACACAGCCAAGAUGGAGAUUAACAUGAGCCAGCAGCAGCUGAUGCCGCCUGCCUGCUUCUUCUCCUCCGCGCAGAGCGUCCCUCUGAGCCCGAGCGGCAGCAGCAGCAGCAGCAGCGGGAAGUCAGGCUCCAAGCAGCCCAAGAGGCAGCGCUCAUCCUCCCCGGAGCUGCUGCGGUGCAAGCGAAGACUGAACUUCGCGGGGUUUGGCUACAGUCUGCCGCCGCAGCAGCCGCACGCAGUGGCACGGAGGAACGAGAGGGAACGUAACCGGGUGAAGCUGGUCAACAACGGGUUCGCUACUCUGCGCGAGCACGUCCCCAACGGAGCCGCCAACAAGAAGAUGAGCAAAGUGGAGACGCUGCGCUCAGCAGUGGAGUACAUCCGGGCACUGCAGCAGCUGCUGGACGAACACGACGCGGUGAGCGCAGCCUUUCAGUCCGGCGUCCUGUCGCCCGCCAUGUCGCAGGGAUACACCGCUGACAUGAACUCUAUGGCAGGUUCACCGGUGUCCUCGUACUCAUCGGACGAGGGCUCAUACGACGCCCUCAGUCCGGAGGAGCAGGAGCUGCUGGACUUCACCAACUGGUUCUGAGCAUCUAUAAUAGAUGUAUAGAUCUACUCACUUUACUGUGGAGGUGCGCUUGGGAUGGUCCCGGAGGAGGCAGGCUGUCCUCAUGAACAAGACGCACUGUAAAAGUGUUUUCGUCCCGGGUUACCCCAGGCUCUCCCAGACAAACACGGCCUUAAAGUCCUAAAAACUCUGUGGAAAUCAGGCCGGAGAUCAGCGCCAAAGGAUUAAAGGAAGACGGGUCUCCUGACAGCGUGGGAAUCCAAGCUUCUGUGCCCAUGAUAAACAAAAAAGUGAAAUCAUGCUCUUCACAUUAAAGACAUUAUUUAAUACGUGGCUCUUUAACUAUGCUAAAUCCAAUCACAGAAUUCCAACCCUUUGGUAAACCUCGCAGACGUUUCAAUUCAGAAAAUGCUUCCAAGUCGAGGAUUUAUUCUAUAAAUGUCUAUAUCAAACGCUUUUUUGAAAUAUAUUAAGAUAUUUUUGUAUGUAAGAGAUUUAUAGAUGUUUUGUACACAUCCUUUUGUAUAUAUUUUGUCUAUAUAUUACGAAGUUGAUUCUAUACCUCCUGCCUAUAGACGUGUAGUCUAUUAUUCUCUGGCUCUUCUGUUCAUGAGGUUUCCAGAAGGAGUUUGACACUCCGAAGUUUUAUUCUAGCACCAAUGUGUCUUAUUUAAUAGCAAAACCAUGUUAUUGCAUUAUGUUAUGAAGUUCACAAUGAUCAAAACGUAUGCAGCUAUUGUCCAAACCGAGCGCGAUGGCCAUGCAUUGUCUCUUUACACUGCCAGCUCUUUAUUGUUUUCACAUAAACUGAUGUUGGAAAAGUCUUAUAAGCAUAUUUUCUA